Sarcophilus harrisii (Tasmanian devil) is the source of this 1284-nucleotide messenger RNA. Its product is annotated as ARL14 effector protein-like. The coding region runs from base 331 to 1086 and encodes 251 amino acids. Lineage: Eukaryota; Metazoa; Chordata; Mammalia; Dasyuromorphia; Dasyuridae. The transcript is spliced from 5 exons. The record is from RefSeq and is a predicted model, not a curated record.
CGUCCUCCCAUCCCAACUAAGACAAACCAAAAUUCAGAUCUCCAAAGCUACUUCCUAACUUGUUUUAUGCCAUUCUCCCUUCUUGCAGCGAGAGAAGUGGAGACCGGAGACAGCGCAAGACAUCGUGAACUUGCUGAAAAGUUGCAGAUUUGUACAACACCCUUCUGCACCAUCACCACAAAGCAAGAAUAUCCUUAUCUAAGAAAGAAACGAUCCAUGAGGUUUGUUCGAGAGGAGAAAGCUUAGCCUGGGAGAAGACUCCAAAGGUCCCACAGCCAACUUCCAAGCCUGCUGAGGCAGCAAGAGAAGCUGCCUUUCCACUGAGCGAAAAUGUUUACCAGGGCUAAAGCCAAGAAGAAGGAGGAGGUUGGGAGUAAAUCAGUGGGUGCCACCAAGAAGGAGCAGAAGGCAGCCAAGAAGCAAGUGGUGAAAUCAGAGCCUCAGGUGAAAGUUGAAGCUAAGAAGCAAGAAGAGCAGAAGAAGCCUGUCCAGGAAGAAGAAUCCAAGAGUGGCGCUGCUGCCACCCCUUCCACCAGCACUGGCCGCCGUCGCCGUGGCCGCCCCCGUGGUUCCACCAAAAAGGCUGUCGGCCGAGCCGGGGCCCAAGGCCAAGCUGCGGUCCAAGGCCAAGCCGGGACCCAAGCCCAAACCAGGGCCCAAAGCCAAGCCAGGGCCCAAGGCCAAGCCAGAGUCCAAGGCCAAGCUGGGGCCCAAGUUCAAGCCGGGGCCCGUGGCAAAGCUGGUCCCCGCGGCCAAGCUCGCCAGGAGGGCACUGCCGGCUUGGGCACCAGUUCUGGUUCUCAGAGCCAAGGUGGCCAACAAUUUGCUCAACCAUCUGUGAAGCUUCCACGGGGGAAGAAAGGGAUGCACAAGUACGACAAUAAAGGAAGGCUGACCCUGAAUGGCGAAGACCUCUGUGACUGCCUGGAUACUGAUUGCCUGGGAUGUUUCUACCCAUGCCCUGAAUGCUAUUCUACCAAGUGCGGGCCCACCUGCCGCCGCAACCGCAAGUGGAUUUACGAGGCCAUUACCGAGGAGGGUGGAGAAGUGGUCAGGACCUUCCCUUUUCCUCAUGCUAAGUAUUAAAGGAGUCAGAAUUUUCCUGCGACUCACCUCAGAGUCUCUCUUCUGCAGCUUGUGAAAUGGAAAAAAUAUAUAUAUAUAUAUAUAUAUAUAGACAUAUAUAUUUAAAAUAGUUAUAAAAUUCGAUAACAGAAGAAUAUAUAUUGUUAAGUUGACAGCAUAUAAAAAAGAAUAAAAAAAUUUGUGAAGUUAACACAUUGU